AUGAGGGUAAAGUAUACCGCUAUUGGCCGUGCGGAAAUGUUGAACUUUAUGUAUUUGUUGAUUGGAUUGAUUGUGAGUAGUUUGAUUGUGGAUUGUGGUGUUUCUCCACCUAGUUCGUCAACGUAUCCUUAUUUUGUCAGUUUGCAAAUUGGAGUAUCGAGUGGUGUUGUGGUGUGUUUGUUGUACAAUGGACUACUUUGCUUUCAGUUUUGGGAAGAUGGUACACGAAAGUCGUUGUUGAUUUUGAGAAGUAUUGUACUUGGUUGGUUUGCUAUUAAUUUUGUCAUUAGUUUGGUUUCCUUUCAAGAUUGGGGCACCGCUUUGGAUUACCGCAAAACUACAACGGUGUUUGUUGUUUCGUAUGUUUUGAAUGCCGUCUUGCUUGCGGUGUAUGUCGUGUCACAAUUGAUUCUUGUCAUAUUUGCAUUGAAGUCGGUGUGGGCCUUGGGUGCCAUCUUGUUGGGUGGGUUCUUUUUCAUUGCGGGACAGAUUUUGAUGUAUGUCUUUUCGAUGGAUAUAUGUGAAGGGUCCUCACAUUAUAUUGACGGUUUGUUUUUUGGAAGUUUGUGCAAUGUGUUUACCGUUAUGAUGAUUUACAAGUAUUGGGACAUGAUUACUGAUGAUGAUUUGGAGUUUAGUGUUGCUAAUGUUGAACAAGUUGUUAACGAGUUUGGACCUAAUAAUAAUGGUGGUGUGGGUGUGCUUUACGAUGACGAAAAGAGAUCGUCUAGCAUGUUUUACUAA
This is a messenger RNA of Lodderomyces theae, 744 nucleotides long. It is a transcript of the gene CHS7, whose product is annotated as Chs7p. The coding region runs from base 1 to 744 and encodes 247 amino acids. The transcript has a single exon. Gene Ontology annotation, biological process: protein folding. Lineage: Eukaryota; Fungi; Ascomycota; Pichiomycetes; Serinales; Debaryomycetaceae. The record is from RefSeq and is a predicted model, not a curated record. Gene Ontology annotation, cellular component: endoplasmic reticulum membrane.